Molecule: messenger RNA, 932 nt
Organism: Heteronotia binoei (common prickly gecko)
Lineage: Eukaryota; Metazoa; Chordata; Lepidosauria; Squamata; Gekkonidae
Product: Golgi-associated RAB2 interactor protein 6-like
Exons: 4
Coding region: 27-932 (301 amino acids)
Cellular component (GO): nucleus
Source: RefSeq, a predicted model, not a curated record
CACGUGCAGCCCUGCCACAAAGAAGGAUGUCGGAGGAAUCCAGGAUGCCGCUUCCCAGGCCGAGCGGGCGCAGCCGAAGCCAAGGUCUCUUCAACACAGCCAUGGGGCCGCUCCAGCGCCAGCUCCGCAUGGGGGAAUACAACCUGCUGAAGUGCUCCCCCAUGUUUGAAAGUGAGUUUGUCCAGAUCAGCAAGAAAGGGGGUGCUGUUGAUGUACACAACCAGGUGCAGCUGGUCAGGGUUGCGAUUGCUGCCACCAGCCCAACCCUUCGAAUCCCCAACGUGCUUCUCUUGGCCCGGCCUGUCCGCCCUUCCAGAGAGCGGCGUUUGGCCCCACAUACCAGGAUCCGCCACUCUCCACGUAUGAUAUUUGAACUCACCAGGCUUCUCCCCCUGUGCUUCGUCAAGAUCUCUGUGCAUGACCGGGAGAAGCAGCAGCUCCGCUUCAAGCUGGUCAGUGGGCGGACCUUCUACCUGCAGCUGUGCCCCCAGCAGGAUGGGCGGGAUGACAUCUUUGAGUCCUGGGUCAAGAUUAUCCACCUGCUGAGGCCCCCCUCCAAACCGAAGCACAAGCUGCUGGAGCCGGAUAGAGAACCAGCCCAAGAACAGGAAGCUCCCCAGCAGCCCAAAGAUAGAUCAGUGGAGCCCUUUGGCCUUGUGGAUAAAGAGAAGCCUGAAGCAGAAAGUACCUUGCAAGAAGAGACUAAGGAGAAGGAGGACCCAGCAGCCAAGUCCUCCCAGGAGCCCUCUCAGGAGCAACAGAAUGUCCAAGAAGACACCAGCUCCUCCACCUCACCUCCCAGCCAAGAUGAAACAACAGAAGAAGAAAAGGCUCCGCUUCCAGAGGACCAAGAUCCUCAGGAGCAGCUCAAGAAAAUGUCAGGAGACUUGGAGCGGAGACCUAAGACCAGACCUCCUACAAGCAGGUACUAA